Messenger RNA from Arvicanthis niloticus (Nile rat), 3749 nucleotides. It is a transcript of the gene Slc4a8, whose product is annotated as solute carrier family 4 member 8. Gene Ontology annotation, biological process: monoatomic anion transport; regulation of intracellular pH; bicarbonate transport. Lineage: Eukaryota; Metazoa; Chordata; Mammalia; Rodentia; Muridae. Gene Ontology annotation, molecular function: monoatomic anion transmembrane transporter activity; sodium:bicarbonate symporter activity; solute:inorganic anion antiporter activity. The record is from RefSeq and is a predicted model, not a curated record. Gene Ontology annotation, cellular component: plasma membrane.
GCGGGCUGAUGGCUAUGAAGGUGGCGCCGGUUGAUGGUUGACCGGUCGUUGGUUCCUGGGUAGGGGUCGCCGCGCGUGCGAUCGGCUCACACAGGACCAGAGGGCGCUGACUGCUACAGCUCAACCUGGAAACCACCGGCGAGACCAGGCUCCGCCCGGCCAUGCCCGCCGGGAGCAACGAGCCAGACGGCGUCCUCAGCUAUCAGAGAGCAGAUGAAGAAGCUGUAGUGGAUCAGGGUGGGACCAGCACAAUCCUCAACAUUCACUAUGAGAAGGAAGAGUUGGAAGGUCAUAGAACUCUGUAUGUGGGGGUUCGGAUGCCGCUGGGCAGGCAGAGCCAUAGGCACCACCGAACUCAUGGCCAGAAGCACCGGAGACGAGGAGGGCGGGGCAAAGGAGCCAGCCAGGGCGAGGAGGGCGCGGAAGCCUUGGCCCACGACACCCCGUCUCAGCGCGUUCAGUUCAUUCUUGGCACUGAGGAGGAUGAGGAGCAUGUCCCUCACGAGCUGUUCACAGAGCUGGACGAGAUCUGUAUGAAAGAGGGAGAGGAUGCCGAGUGGAAGGAGACGGCCAGGUGGCUGAAGUUUGAAGAGGACGUCGAGGACGGGGGAGAGCGCUGGAGCAAGCCUUACGUGGCCACGCUCUCUCUGCAUAGCCUGUUUGAGCUGAGGAGCUGCCUCAUCAAUGGCUCUGUCCUUCUGGACAUGCGUGCAGGUAGCAUAGAGGAGAUCUCAGACCUGAUCCUGGACCAGCAGGAGCUGCUCCGAGACCUGAGCGACAGCGUGCGGGUUAAAGUGCGGGAAGCCUUGCUGAAGAAGCACCACCAUCAGAACGAGAAGAAGAGGAACAACCUCAUCCCCAUUGUCCGCUCCUUUGCUGAGGUUGGCAAGAAGCAGUCUGAUCCGCAUUCCAUGGACAGAGAUGGGCAAACCGUGUCUCCUCAGUCUGCUCCAGCUACAAACCUUGAAGUAAAGACUGGCGGGAACUGUGAGCACAGCCCUGUGGAUCUAAGCAAGGUGGACCUUCAUUUCAUGAAAAAAAUCCCCACGGGGGCGGAGGCCUCCAACGUCCUGGUUGGGGAGGUGGACACUCUGGACCGGCCCAUUGUUGCCUUUGUGAGGCUUUCCCCGGCUGUGCUCCUCUCUGGCCUGACAGAAGUGCCCAUCCCAACGAGAUUUUUGUUUAUCUUAUUGGGCCCAGUAGGAAAAGGGCAGCAGUACCAUGAGAUUGGCAGGUCCAUGGCCACCAUCAUGACAGACGAGAUUUUUCAUGAUGUGGCGUAUAAAGCAAAAGAACGGGAUGACCUCUUGGCAGGGAUUGAUGAGUUCCUGGACCAGGUGACAGUGCUUCCACCAGGGGAGUGGGACCCGUCCAUUAGAAUUGAGCCACCCAAGAAUGUCCCUUCCCAGGAAAAAAGGAAAAUGCCUGGUGUUCCAAACGGAAACAUUUGCCACAUAGAACCAGAACCACACGGGGGACACAGUGGGCCAGAACUUGAGCGGACCGGGCGGCUGUUUGGGGGCUUGGUGCUGGAUGUCAAGCGGAAGGCUCCCUGGUACUGGAGCGACUACCGGGACGCUCUCAGCUUACAGUGUCUGGCCUCCUUCCUGUUCCUGUACUGUGCCUGCAUGUCGCCUGUCAUCACCUUUGGGGGACUGCUGGGAGAGGCCACUGAAGGACGCAUAAGUGCGAUUGAAUCGUUGUUUGGAGCGUCCAUGACAGGGAUUGCCUACUCUCUGUUUGCCGGACAGCCGCUCACCAUCCUGGGCAGCACGGGCCCCGUGCUGGUGUUUGAAAAGAUUUUGUUCAAAUUCUGCAAGGACUACGCCCUUUCGUACCUCUCCUUGCGUGCUUGUAUUGGGCUGUGGACUGCCUUUCUGUGUAUCGUUCUGGUGGCAACCGACGCCAGCUCCCUUGUCUGCUACAUUACCCGCUUCACCGAGGAAGCCUUCGCCUCCCUGAUUUGCAUUAUUUUCAUCUACGAAGCCAUAGAGAAGCUGAUUCACCUGGCGGAGACCUACCCCAUCCACAUGCACAGCCAUCUGGACCGCCUCAGCCUCUAUUACUGCAGGUGCGUGCUCCCAGAGAAUCCAAACAACCACACUUUACAGUUCUGGAAGGACCACAACAUCCUGACUGCAGAAGUGAACUGGGCAAACCUGACUGUCAGUGAAUGCCAGGAGAUGCACGGGGAAUUCAUGGGAUCUGCCUGUGGUCAGCACGGACCCUACACGCCUGACGUGCUCUUUUGGUCCUGUAUUUUGUUCUUUGCCACCUUCAUCGUCUCAAGCACCUUAAAGACAUUUAAGACAAGCCGCUACUUCCCGACCAGGGUUCGCUCCAUGGUGAGUGACUUCGCUGUGUUCCUCACCAUCUUCACUAUGGUGAUCCUUGACUUUCUGAUUGGCGUCCCCUCGCCAAAGCUUCAGGUUCCCAGUGUGUUCAAGCCAACGAGGGAUGAUCGAGGGUGGUUUAUUAACCCCAUUGGCCCCAACCCCUGGUGGACCGUGAUAGCUGCAGCUAUCCCAGCUCUCCUGUGCACAAUCCUGAUCUUCAUGGACCAGCAGAUCACCGCUGUCAUCAUUAACAGGAAGGAACACAAGCUCAAGAAAGGCUGUGGCUACCAUCUGGACCUGCUCAUGGUGGCUGUCAUGCUGGGAGUUUGCUCCGUCAUGGGCCUGCCUUGGUUUGUGGCUGCGACCGUCCUGUCCAUCACACAUGUGAAUAGCCUCAAGCUGGAAUCCGAAUGCUCUGCUCCGGGGGAGCAGCCUAAGUUCUUGGGCAUCCGAGAACAGAGAGUCACGGGGCUUAUGAUCUUCGUGCUGAUGGGCUGCUCCGUCUUCAUGACAGCUGUCUUAAAGUUUAUCCCGAUGCCAGUGCUCUACGGAGUUUUUCUCUACAUGGGAGUCUCUUCUCUACACGGAAUCCAGUUCUUCGACCGUCUGAAGCUUUUCGGGAUGCCUGCAAAACACCAGCCAGAUUUCAUCUACCUGCGGCACGUGCCCCUGCGCAAAGUGCACCUCUUCACUCUUGUCCAGCUCACCUGCCUCGUCCUGCUCUGGGUCAUCAAGGCAUCACCGGCUGCCAUUGUUUUCCCAAUGAUGGUCCUGGCCUUGGUCUUUGUCAGGAAAGUCAUGGAUCUCUGCUUCUCCAAGCGGGAGCUGAGCUGGCUGGAUGACCUCAUGCCCGAGAGCAAAAAGAAGAAGCUGGACGAUGCAAAGAAGAAGGAGGAAGAGGAGGCUGAGAAGAUGUUGGACAUUGGGGCUGAUAAGUUCCCCCUUGAAAGCCGCAAGUUGCUAAAUAGUCCUGGCAAGAACAACAGCUUCAGAUGUGACCCUUCUGAGAUCAAUAUAUCAGAUGAAAUGCUUAAGACCACGGUCUGGAAGGCUCUCAGCAUAAAUUCUGGAAAUACAAAAGAAAAAAGCCCCUUCAAUUGAGAGUCUCUGCUGGGUGGAAGAUUUGGGCCAUGAGGUACCUUGGAGGUGUUCUGGGUUUUGAGAAAAUGGUGAGUCUCUCUGGGAAGAAGCUGAGCUGAGUCUGGCCCUGUUCUUGGUCAUCUCAAAGCCAUGCCACAUGGAAGCAUUCAGUCACUCCCAGUGUGCGUUUUGGAGGACAUCCAGCUACCUGCAUACCAGCAGCCAGGCACCAGCCGGGCCACCACUGUGGGGCCACCACCUGCUGCCUCUUUUCUCUUCCUUCUUUCUCUUCAGAGCUGCCACCAUUAAAGAGCCAGCUUCCAUUUUCAGACA